This is a messenger RNA of Penicillium brevicompactum, 1137 nucleotides long. RefSeq names its product sialidase family protein. The transcript is spliced from 3 exons. Lineage: Eukaryota; Fungi; Ascomycota; Eurotiomycetes; Eurotiales; Aspergillaceae. The coding region runs from base 1 to 1137 and encodes 378 amino acids. The record is from RefSeq and is a predicted model, not a curated record.
AUGAGAAUCUCGAACAUCCUUGCGUUGGCUACAGCUGCCGCGGCAGUUUCUGUUCCGCGCUCCAAACACUCCUCUCCCUCCGCCCUCAACAAUGUCACCAUCUUCACCCCACCCUCUGACUACAUUGUUCCGCGGACAUUGUACCCGCGCAAUGAACACCUGCCUAAUGGCGACCUUCUAGCGACUUGGGAGAACUAUUCUCCAGAGCCACCACAAGUUUAUUUCCCCAUCUACCGCUCCCAAGACUACGGUAAGACGUGGAAGGAGAUCUCCAAGGUUUACGACACCGCCAAUGGUUAUGGACUGCGUUACCAACCUUUCCUCUACUACCUGCCUGAGCGUGUCGGCUCAUUCAAGAAGGGAACCCUACUCCUGGCAGGAAGUAGUAUCCCAACCGAUCUCUCCUCAACCAACAUUGAUCUCUACGCGUCGCAAGAUGAUGGCGUGACUUGGAAAUUCGUCAGCCACAUCGCCGCCGGUGGGAGGGCAGAGCCCAUCAACGGACUGACCCCAGUCUGGGAGCCCUUCUUGCUUGCUCACAAGGGAAAGCUCAUCUGCUACUACUCUGACCAGAGGGAUAAUGCAACCUAUGGUCAGACAAUGGUCCACCAGACUUCAUCCGACUUGAAGAACUGGGGAGCCCUCGUGGAAGAUGUCACUUAUCCUACCUAUACCGACCGUCCCGGAAUGCCGGUUGUGGCUAAGCUUCCCAAUGGAAAAUACUUCUAUAUCUACGAGUACGGUUCGUUCUUCGGGACUUCCAGUUACUCGUUCCCGCUCUACUACCGAAUCACAUCGGAUCCUGAGAAGGUUGCCGCCGCUCCCCACCAACGUCUGGUGGUAUCUAGUGGCACUAAGCCGACUUCUUCCCCGUAUGUCGUGUGGACACCGUUCGGUGGCAAGAACGGCACGAUCAUCGCAAGCUCUGGAACACAGAGCACCUUGUUUAUCAACAAAGCCCUUGGCGAAGGCGAAUGGACUGAAAUUGCAUCCCCCGAGGAGCAUGGAUACACCCGGUCUUUGAGGGUGUUGUCAGAGGACAAUGGUCGUUAUCUGGUUGUGCAUUCCGCGGGUGUGCUGUCGGGAACUAACAACCGGGUGUCAGCGAGCGUGAUUGACUUGAAAAAGGUAUUGUGA